UUAUAAAUUUUCAAAUUCAUUUUAGGUGACAAUGUGGAGAAAAUGGAUAAAUCCCAACCAUUGCCUAAACCGAAGCCGCUGUCGAGUGAAGUGAAAACUAUUCUAAACCGAUGCUUCAUUUGCGACACUACCCACGUGAGCCCAUGCCAUCUCAAGGUUCAUCUCGGGAGCCACAAGCAAAUGCUACCUUUCAAAUGUUCACAGUGUAGCACAGAAUCAAAUCCGAUUGUUUACACUAACAUGACGCUUCUUAACAAACACCUCGAAACGCAUGGUUUCAAAUACGUCUGUCCUCACUGUCCGUUAAGACACCGGACGAAAGGCCGGUUAGAAUUUCACUUGAAGGGCUCCCAUAGCGAUCAGGAAUCUAAACACCAAUGUGAAACGUGCGGGAAAAUUUUCACAAAUGUUAUUGCAUACUGGAAUCAUGUAAACGGUCACCAGAAUGUAAUUGCGCAACGAUUCAAAUGUGAAUUUUGUCAGAAGUGUUACACUGCACGCUUUCGGCUCCUGAGGCAUCAGGCAUUGCAUAGGAAGCAGCAACUGGCAUCUGUAGAUAAGGAAACAAAAGUAUUAAAAUCGAAAAUGACCACUCAUGAAAUGAGUAAUGCAGUCUCUGGAAAAGAGCAUCAAAACAAUACUGUGAACCCAAGAGAAGUGGCUGAUCCGUUUCUGGAACAGAUUAAAAACGACAAAAAUGGUAAUACGGAAGGAACGCACACAGGAUCAGAAGAUAUGGAGGAAAAUACUGAUGAGGAAGGCAAUGAGAAUAACGAAUUAAGUAGGUCUACAGUACCAGCAAAAAUGAAGCAAAGUACUUGGGUGAAGAAAAUUAUGCCAACAAAAUGCUACAUUUGUGGCACUGUUCUCGAAAGCGAAAAGGAUUUCUAUGGUCAUCUCAAGACCCACAAGACUAUGUUACCCUACAGAUGCUCGGAAUGUAGCACAGAAACGAAUUCUGUCGUAGUUUCCACCACGGUAGCCCUCAACAAACAUUUCCAAAAGCACAGCUUCAGAAAUGUUUGUCCACACUGCCCGUUACGAUACAGGAAAAGUCUGUCGUUAUCACUCCACAUUCGAAGCGUCCAUGGAGACCAAAAAUUCGAAUACAUCUGCGAAAUUUGCGGACUGAGGUUUGCUAGGAACAAAUAUUUUUUAUAUCGGCAACAUAUGACCGGUCACAAGAAUCUCUCGAUGCAACGAUUCAAGUGCGAACCUUGCCAGAAAAGCUUUCCGUCGCAGCGUAAUCUGAACCGGCAUAAAUCAUCUAUUUUGUGUAUACGUAACACAGCGGAGGGACCACGACAGGAAACGACUGCCCCCGAAAUCAGCAAUACAGUUGCCGAAAUGAGCAAUAUAGUCGCACAAGAAAAUGCUAUAAACUCGAGAGAGGAAGCUAACCACCUUUUACACCAGACUGAAAGCGAUAAUCGUCAAAACCCAAAUCCGAUCACGAAAAUAGAACCAACCGAUAUAGUGGAACCUAUUGAUCAUGAUAUAACCGCGAAUCAACCCAAAGAUGAGGUGAACAAUGAGAAACACGAAAACGAUUUCAAUAGCUCUGAUGAACCACCGAAAAUUGUGCUGAGUAGGAAGGUAUUGAAAAUUUAUCCAAACAAAUGCUACAUUUGUGAUACGGUCCUCAAAAACGAAAACGAUCUGAAUAAACAUCUUGAGAGCCACAAGAGUAUGCUUCCCUAUAAAUGUUCGCAGUGUAGCACAGAGGCGAAUCCCAUCAAAGCUUGGACCAUGAUAGCGCUCAACAAACAUUUCCUGAGGCAUAACUUCAAGUACGUUUGUGCACAUUGUCCGUUACGAUAUCGGAAGAAUCCUUCGCUGAAACAGCAUAUACGAAGCGUUCAUGGAGACCAAAAACUUGAAUACAACUGUGAAAUAAGCGAUCACAGUGAUCAACCCAAGCAACGAUAUAAGUGUGCAUCCUGCCAGAAUUUUUUUUCGUGUAGGAGCUCUCUUAGGAAACAUCAAGCAUCCUGCCCGUGUUUACGUAAUACCAUAAUUGAUGAAAGUUACAGUCAGGGUUCAAAAGUGAAAGCGAAUCCAAAUGAUUUCGUCGUGACAAAUAUUGGAAGCAAUCGUGGGAAAAUCAAAGGUCCUAUUGAGGAACAAGUAAAACUAGAGCCCAUCGAUAUAAAAAAUGAACCAUUUGAUUCCGAUGAUGAAGGAUUGCGAGAUGAUGGGUUAUAA
Molecule: messenger RNA, 2205 nt
Organism: Toxorhynchites rutilus septentrionalis
Lineage: Eukaryota; Metazoa; Arthropoda; Insecta; Diptera; Culicidae
Product: zinc finger protein Xfin-like
Exons: 4
Coding region: 43-2205 (720 amino acids)
Biological process (GO): regulation of DNA-templated transcription
Molecular function (GO): DNA-binding transcription factor activity, RNA polymerase II-specific; RNA polymerase II cis-regulatory region sequence-specific DNA binding
Source: RefSeq, a predicted model, not a curated record